Myxocyprinus asiaticus (Chinese sucker) is the source of this 2074-nucleotide messenger RNA. RefSeq names its product egl nine homolog 1-like. Lineage: Eukaryota; Metazoa; Chordata; Actinopteri; Cypriniformes; Catostomidae. Gene Ontology annotation, biological process: cellular response to hypoxia; peptidyl-proline hydroxylation to 4-hydroxy-L-proline. Gene Ontology annotation, cellular component: cytoplasm; nucleus. The transcript has 5 exons. Bases 245 to 1252 code for a protein of 335 amino acids. The record is from RefSeq and is a predicted model, not a curated record. Gene Ontology annotation, molecular function: peptidyl-proline 4-dioxygenase activity; L-ascorbic acid binding; ferrous iron binding.
CAAACACAACCACGCGCGAGGAGGAGCGCCUCGCCUCAGCGGGAUGGAGCUCGCAGGGCACGAGCACGAACCCGUACCCAUAAACCGUUUAUUUGACGGGAAGAGGCGGAAUAUUGGCGUGUGAUGAGACGUUUCGAUGCGUUUGUCGAAGCUGACGGGUUGUGCGUGAAAGUUAUCAGCUGAAAGGGCAGGAACACGUGGAGCGAGUCUGGAUUUAAAGGGACAGCAGCACGCAAGCUCGAGCAUGGACCGAUGCGCCACGAGUCUGGACGCGGAGCGGGAUAAACAGUACUGCGAGCUGUGUGGCAAGAUGGAAAACCUUCUGAAGUGCGGUCGGUGCAGGAUUUCCUUCUACUGCAGCAAGGAACAUCAAAAACAACAUUGGAAAAAACACAAACUCACAUGUAGAGAGUCUGACAAGAACAAGAUUGAACAACAAGCUCCACAACAGCCGGAGAAACCUGUCUUGGAUCCAGAUGGGAAAGAUUUGAUCACCAGAUCCCAAAGUUCAGAGACUGACAGCAAAAACACCCCAUUCAAAUCCCAACCACAAAAACUGGCCACUGAUUAUAUAGUUCCAUGCAUGAACAAACAUGGUAUUUGUGUAGUGGACAACUUUCUGGGUGAAGACAUUGGACUGUCCAUCCUAGAGGACGUGAAAGCUCUUCAUCAGACUGGCAAAUUCACUGAUGGACAGCUGGUGAGUCAGAAAAGUGACUCUUCUAAGGACAUAAGGGGGGAUCAAAUCACCUGGAUUGAGGGCAAGGAAUCUGGAUGUGAGAAGAUACGGUUCUUGAUGAAUCUUAUGGAUGACCUGGUCAGGCAUUGCAAUGGAAAACUGGGAAACUACAUGAUAAAUGGAAGGACGAAAGCGAUGGUGGCGUGUUAUCCGGGUAAAGGCACUGGUUAUGUGCGUCACGUUGAUAACCCGAACGGUGAUGGGAGAUGCAUCACAUGCAUAUAUUACCUGAAUAAGAAUUGGGAUGCCAAGGAACAUGGGGGCAUACUGCGAAUAUUUCCAGAGGGUAAAGCCCAGUUUGCCGACAUCGAACCCAAGUUUGACCGCUUGCUUUUAUUCUGGUCUGACAGACGAAACCCUCAUGAGGUUCAACCUGCGUAUGCAACAAGAUAUGCCAUAACCGUGUGGUAUUUUGAUGCCGAUGAGCGGGCGAGAGCUAAAGAAAAGUACCUAACAGGUGCCGGAGAAAAAGGAGUAAAGGUGGAGCUUAACAAGCCGUCUGAACUGAGCUAAUAAAAGUUUCCGUAAUCCGUUUCCCCGUGAUGUGGUCUGUGGAAAAAGGAGGAGAGAGAGUGUCGGAAAAAGCUGCUGGUGUUCACGAUGCAGCAAGAGAAGAUGCGAGAAAUUAAUGGAUUCAAUUAAAAAAUCUUCAGAUAGUUCAACCACAUAGUUCCCACAAAACCAACAAACAUUGACAUGGUCUGCUUAUUGUUUUGUGUUAAAAAGGUACAUUACUCUGUAUGUACAUGAAUGCUUCUCGUGUAACUUUUGUCACAGUGCUUCAAAGGAUUUAAUUUUGAAGUUAAGAGGUGAAAGAAAUCAGUUUGUUUUGGUUCUGGAAUGCGUUUUCUGCAUUUAGACCUGAUCUUUGAGAAUCAGGCUGCAUCUAUGCUUGUCUAUUCCUCUUAUCACUGCAUCAGUAAUGAUUUGAUUGUUUAUAUCGAAAGACACAGUUGCUGGUGAAGGAGUGAAUGUUUGGCAUGUUCAGGGAAUGGGAAUAUAGUCUGUUAUACUGCAGCUUAAUUUUCAGUUAGAUGCACAAGAUCAGUGCAAGUGUAACUGGUCCUGCUUGACCCGCUCUGAGCGGGAUUCGAACCGGGGUCUCUGGCAUGGGAGGCGGGUGUGCUAACGAGGAGAUUAAAGGCUGCAGCCCCUAGCAUCAGUCGCUAGUGUGCCUCUUGAGGCUAGGGGAGUGAGGUUUACAAACUGCACAGCUACCUACCAGCUGGCUACCUCUACACAAGCCCAGUACUGAAAGCCGCAAUCUGUCAUAAUGUACAGUACAUACACGUUAUUGUGUAAGUUUAUCAAAAUAAAAAUGCUGUUUGAAUUUUA